AUGCGCAGGGCUGAGCCGCGCAUCCCCGGGGCGGGGCCGGACUGCGGACCCCGCGAGGUCGAUGUCCUGGGGGAGGAGGAGCCCGAGGCCGCGGCGGAGGCCCGGGGGGACCCCAGCGAGCUCCGGAGGGGACCCGGGGGUCCCGAGCGGCGGCGGCGCCCGCAGGAGGCGCGGCGGGGCGGAGGCGGCGCCGCGCGGGACGAGCGCCCGGGGAGCAGCGGCGCGUCGCAGAGCGCGGGCGCCGAGGACGGGGCGCCGGCGCCCCCGAAGCCCCCCUACUCCUACAUCGCGCUCAUCACCAUGGCCAUCCUGCAGAGCCCCCAGCGGCGCCUCACGCUCAGCGGCAUCUGCGCCUUCAUCAGCGGCCGCUUCCCCUACUACCGCCGCCGCUUCCCCGCCUGGCAGAACAGCAUCCGCCACAACCUGUCGCUCAACGACUGCUUCGUCAAGGUGCCCCGCGAGCCGGGCCACCCGGGCAAGGGCAGCUACUGGAGCCUGGACCCCGCCUCCCGGGACAUGUUCGACAACGGCAGCUUCCUGCGCCGGAGGAAGCGCUUCAAGCGCCGCCCCCCGCCCCCGGGAGCCCCCCGGCACCCUCCGUUGCCCGCCGCGCCCGCCGCGCUGCACUGCUGCCCCUACCCGAGUCUGCUGCUAGGACCCCCGGCUCCGCCACCCCCUGCCCCGGGCACCGCCACCUCCGCCGCUCCCGGGGGCCACCCGUGCGCGCUGCUGCACCCGCAUCCCCUCGGAUGCUACCUGCUCCUCCCCGCACCGGCCCAGGCGCCCAGGAAAAUGCCAGGCGCGGACCCAGCCGGCCUCGGCGCCCUCCCCGGGUGGCAGCCCUCCCGGAGCUCCCAGCCCGGCCAGGGGGACCCCGGGCAGGCGUCGCGGCCGCGGCCUCGGCCUCGGGGAGGAUCCAGCUCCUUCAGCAUCGAGAGCAUCAUGCAAGGGGUCAGGGGCGAAGAAGACCCACCAGGCACGGCGCAGCCGAGCGUGCCCCCGGCGCCGUGGGGCUCCUGCCACCUGCUCCAGCGUCCUCCGUGCCUGGUGCACCCUCAGGCCGCUGCCCCCUGGCUGCACGUUUCUGCGGCAGCCGCCCGGACGAUUUGGCAGCGGCAGCAGCAGCAGAUAGACCGGAGGGAAAGGAUGAUCAUUCCAAUCACGGAGUCAUCCCGCCAGGAAAGCACCGUCUCAGUGCUGCGCUGA
Sorex fumeus (smoky shrew) is the source of this 1206-nucleotide messenger RNA. Its product is annotated as forkhead box protein D4-like. Gene Ontology annotation, biological process: anatomical structure morphogenesis; regulation of transcription by RNA polymerase II; cell differentiation. NCBI's taxonomy places the organism in Eukaryota, Metazoa, Chordata, Mammalia, Eulipotyphla, Soricidae. Gene Ontology annotation, molecular function: DNA-binding transcription factor activity, RNA polymerase II-specific; RNA polymerase II cis-regulatory region sequence-specific DNA binding. The record is from RefSeq and is a predicted model, not a curated record.